CGCGCUCGCUCGCUCCCUCUCCCUCUCUCUCUCUCCCAAACACACGCACCAGGCUCUCCCUCGCUCGCCCAUGCAGACAGCAGCCGGAGCGGCGGAAGAUGGCUGACUCCACAGGGCAUCACCCACCCUCCAGCCCGCCUGCAUCCCCGACCCUCCCCGCGCCGUUCUCGCCUCCGACACUCCCUCACGCCAGCUUCCACCGCUGAGCCAGCGACCCCCGCCCAGCCCCGCCGCCCUCCCCACUUCUGCUUCCCAGCCCCCCCACGACACCAGCAGCCAUUUCAUCUCCACCAGCCAGACACAAAAAAUGGCAGAAAUGGAGAAAGAAGGGAGACCUCCCGAAAAUAAAAGAAGCAGGAAGCCGGCUCACCCGGUGAAAAGGGAAAUCAACGAGGAGAUGAAGAACUUUGCAGAAAACACUAUGAAUGAGCUCCUUGGCUGGUAUGGUUAUGAUAAGGUUGAAUUGAAAGAUGGAGAAGAUAUUGAAUUCAGGAACUACUCUGCAGAUGGGGAGAGCCGGCAGCACAUUUCUGUUCUCAAAGAAAAUUCUUUGCCAAAACCAAAAUUACUUGAGGACAGUGUUAUUUCACCAUACAAUAUAAACACAAGCUAUCCAGGGCUUGCCACAGGAAAUGGACUUUCAGACUCACCAGCAGGGUCAAAGGAUCAUGGGAAUGUACCCAUUAUUGUACCAUUAAUUCCACCACCUUUCAUAAAGCCACCAGCAGAAGAUGAUGUGUCAAAUGUACAAAUAAUGUGUGCCUGGUGCCAGAAAGUGGGAAUCAAGCGCUAUUCCCUGAGUAUGGGAAGUGAAGUGAAAUGCUUCUGCAGUGAGAAGUGCUUUGCAGCUUGCCGAAGAGCAUACUUCAAGAGAAACAAGGCUAGAGAUGAAGAUGGACAUGCUGAAAAUUUUCCCCAGCAGCACUAUGCUAAGGAAACUCCAAGGCUUGCCUUCAAGAAUAACUGCGAACUACUUGUAUGUGACUGGUGUAAGCACAUAAGACACACAAAAGAGUAUCUGGAUUUUGGGGACGGGGAACGAAGGCUUCAGUUCUGCAGUGCAAAAUGUCUCAAUCAGUACAAAAUGGACAUUUUCUACAAAGAGACACAGGCCAAUCUUCCAGCUGGACUGUGCAGCACAUUACAUCCUCCAAUCGAAAAUAAAGCAGAAGGGACUGGGGUACAGCUGCUGACUCCAGAUUCUUGGAAUAUACCGCUAGCAGAUGCUCGGAGAAAGGCCCCAUCCCCAGUGUCUGCAGCUGGCCAAAUUCAAGGCCCUGGACCAUCAGCGUCUACCACUGCCUCUCCAUCUGACACUGCCAACUGCUCUGUCACUAAAAUCCCCACGCCAGUUCCCAAACCUAUUCCCAUCAAUGAGAAUCCAAAUAUUCCACCAGUUUCUGUUCAGCCACCUGCUAGCAUUGUGCCUCCAAUUGGUGUCCCACCUCGAAGUCCUCCCAUGGUGAUGACAAACCGGGGGCCAGUUCCUCUGCCCAUAUUCAUGGAACAGCAAAUUAUGCAGCAGAUCCGUCCACCAUUUAUUCGAGGGCCGCCUCAUCAUGCCUCGAAUCCUAACAGCCCUUUGUCCAAUCCAAUGAUUCCUGGAAUUGGUCCGCCACCAGGUGGUCCCAGAAAUAUGGGUCCCACCUCCAGCCCCAUGCACAGGCCAAUGCUAUCACCUCAUAUUCAUCCCCCAACAACACCUACCAUGCCUGGCAAUCCCCCAGGGUUACUACCGCCUCCCCCUCCAGGAGCUCCUUUACCUAGCCUUCCCUUUCCCCCUGUCAGCAUGAUGCCAAAUGGUCCUAUGCCUAUGCCACAGAUGAUGAACUUUGGAUUGCCAUCUCUUGCCCCACUGGUGCCACCCCCAACCCUCUUAGUGCCAUAUCCUGUCAUUGUUCCUUUGCCUGUACCUAUCCCUAUUCCCAUUCCCAUCCCUCACAUCAAUGAUUCCAAGCCCCCCAAUGGCUUCUCCAGCAAUGGUGAAAACUUCAUUCCAAGUACCUCCAGUGAUGCAGCCGGGGCAAAGCCAACAAAUAAUUCUACGUCCCCUAGAGAUUCAAAGCAAGGGCCUUCUAAAUCCUCCGACUCGUCACCUAGCUGUUCGGGCCAGUCCUUAAAUCAAGCUCAAGUGGUUCAGGAGCAUAGUAGAAAUGAAGUUGUUGAUUUGACUGUCAGACCUAGUAGUCCAAUGAACAGUAAAUUUAGUUUUUCCAGUGUACUACAGGGUCCACAGGAUGGUGUGAUAGACCUAACUGUAGGGCACAGGUCUAGGCUACACAAUGUUAUCCACAGGGCUUUACAUGCUCAAGUUAAAGUUGAACGUGAACCUAACAGUGUUGUAAAUUUGGCUUUUAGUAGCUCAGAUAAAAGGAACUGCAGCAACUGCAGGGACAAUUGCAGCCCAAUUGAAACAAAAAUGUUACCUUGCAGCGACCCAGCUCACUGCGGUCCUGUCUCACUGGCCUCUGGCACUUCAGGACUAGAAACUAGUGCAGCAGUUUGUAAUGUCAUUGUGAAUGGCACAAAGAGCACAGAGGGUUCUAAGAACUCAGAACAAUCCCCAGAGCAGAAAAAGCCUCAACCGCAAGAAGAGCCAGCAGUGAGUGAGUUGGAAUCUGUUAAGGAAAACAACUGUGCAUCAAACUGCCACCUAGAAGGAGAGGUUGGCAAGAAGAUUGGGGAAGAGCCCCUCACUGGGGGAGACAAGCAAGACCCCAACCUUAACAACCCUGCAGAUGAGGACCAUGCAUAUGCUUUGCGGAUGCUGCCCAAGACAGGUUGUGUGAUCCAGCCUGUGCCAAAACCAGCAGAAAAGACUGCUAUAGCACCGUGUAUAAUCUCAACGCCAAUACUCAGCACAGGGCCAGAGGAUCUGGAGCCACCAUUGAAAAGGAGGUGUCUCCGAAUUCGAAAUCAGAAUAAGUAAAGGUUUGUGUAACCACUACUGCCUUCUGUGUGAAUAGAAUGAAUAUCAGUGUUUUCAGGUAUCAGUCAAACUCAUAUGGAUAUGGCUUUUGUAAACAAAGAUAGAGAUUCCAAUUUAUUAACAAAAAAAGAGAAAAUA
Trachemys scripta elegans is the source of this 3067-nucleotide messenger RNA. RefSeq names its product sine oculis binding protein homolog (gene SOBP). Lineage: Eukaryota; Metazoa; Chordata; Testudines; Emydidae. Gene Ontology annotation, biological process: animal organ development. The transcript has 6 exons. The record is from RefSeq and is a predicted model, not a curated record. Gene Ontology annotation, cellular component: nucleus. Bases 308 to 2929 code for a protein of 873 amino acids.